This is a messenger RNA of Phytophthora infestans T30-4, 1025 nucleotides long. RefSeq names its product glyceraldehyde-3-phosphate dehydrogenase. Gene Ontology annotation, biological process: glucose metabolic process. The transcript has a single exon. Lineage: Eukaryota; Oomycota; Peronosporomycetes; Peronosporales; Peronosporaceae. Gene Ontology annotation, molecular function: oxidoreductase activity, acting on the aldehyde or oxo group of donors, NAD or NADP as acceptor; NAD binding; NADP binding. The record is from RefSeq and is a predicted model, not a curated record. Bases 114 to 1025 code for a protein of 303 amino acids.
AUGCCUGAGCAGUCGCCAUCGGUAUCAACGGCUUCGGCCGCAUCGGCCGUCUCGUCGCCCGCGCUGCCAUUGAAAACCCCAAGACCAAGGUUGUGGCCAUCAACGACCCGUUCAUGGACCUGGAGUACAUGGCGUACCUGUUCAAGUACGACUCGACCCACGGCAAGUUCGACGGCUCCGUGGAGACCAAGGACGGCAACCUGGUUGUGAACGGCGAGGUGAUCCACGUGUUCGCUGCGCGCAACCCGGCGGAGAUCCCGUGGGGCAAGGCCGGUGCCACGUACGUGUGCGAGUCGACUGGUGUGUUCACGACGACUGAGAAGGCCCAGUCCCACAUCGAGGGUGGCUGCAAGAAGGUGGUGAUCUCGGCCCCGCCAAAGGAUUCGACGCCCAUGUACGUGAUGGGUGUGAACCACAAGGAGUACGACGGCUCGGCCCCGGUGGUGUCGAACGCUUCGUGCACGACGAACUGCCUUGCGCCGCUGGCCAAGGUGAUCAACGACAAUUUCGGCAUCGUGGAGGGUCUGAUGACGACGGUGCACGCGACGACGGCGACGCAGCUGCCUGUGGACGGCCCUGCUAAGGGCGGCAAGGACUGGCGUGGUGGCCGUGGCUGCGGCCAGAACAUCAUCCCGUCGUCGACGGGUGCCGCCAAGGCCGUGGGUAAGGUGUUGCCUGUGCUGAACGGCAAGCUGACGGGCAUGGCGUUCCGUGUGCCUACGCCGGAUGUGUCUGUGGUGGACCUGACGUGCCGUCUGGAGAAGGCUGCGUCGAUGGACGCGAUCAAGGCCGCUGUGAAGGCCGCUUCGGAAGGCGAGCUGGCCGGCAUCCUCGGCUACACGGAGGACCAGGUGGUGUCGAACGACUUCCUGCACGACAAGCACUCGAGCACGUUCGACGCUGAUGCCUGCAUUGCCCUGAACGACCACUUCGUGAAGCUUGUGGCUUGGUACGACAAUGAGUGGGGCUACUCGAACCGUCUGGUUGACCUUGUGCUGCACAUGGCUACGGUUGACAACUAUUAA